This is a messenger RNA of Malurus melanocephalus (red-backed fairy wren), 730 nucleotides long. RefSeq names its product RAN binding protein 1 (gene RANBP1). Gene Ontology annotation, molecular function: GTPase activator activity. Bases 70 to 699 code for a protein of 209 amino acids. The transcript has 6 exons. The record is from RefSeq and is a predicted model, not a curated record. Lineage: Eukaryota; Metazoa; Chordata; Aves; Passeriformes; Maluridae. Gene Ontology annotation, biological process: positive regulation of mitotic centrosome separation; nucleocytoplasmic transport. Gene Ontology annotation, cellular component: cytoplasm; centrosome; nuclear pore.
GCGGGAAUGAGGUAAAGGCGGGCGGGGCGCGCGGCAGGAAGCGGCGAGCGGAGCGCGGCGACCGGGCCCAUGGCGGACACCGUGGAAGCUCAUGAGGAGCAUGAUAAUUCUACUGAAAAUGCAGAUGAUUCUAACCACGACCCUCAGUUUGAGCCCAUAGUUUCCCUUCCAGAGCAAGAAAUUAAAACUCUGGAAGAGGAUGAGGAAGAGCUUUUUAAGAUGCGAGCAAAGCUCUUCAGGUUUGCAUCUGAGAAUGACCUUCCAGAAUGGAAAGAACGAGGAACUGGUGAUGUGAAACUCCUGAAACACAAGGAGAAGGGAACAAUUCGCCUCCUUAUGCGAAGGGAUAAAACCCUAAAAAUCUGUGCAAACCAUUACAUCACACCGUUGAUGGAGCUGAAGCCUAAUGCUGGGAGUGACAGGGCAUGGGUCUGGAACACACACGCUGACUUUGCAGAUGAAUGCCCCAAGCCCGAACUUCUGGCAAUCCGAUUUCUAAAUGCAGAGAAUGCACAGAAAUUCAAGGCAAAAUUUGAAGAAUGCAGGAAUGAAGUAGGCAAGACAGUAAAGAAAGCAGGCACAGACAAAAAUGAUAGUGCUGAUAAAGUUGCUGAGAAACUAGAAGAGCUUUCUGUAAAGGAAGAGAGCAGAGAAUCUGAGAAGAAAGAGACCAAGGAAAAAACUGAAGAAAAGCAAUAAAAUCAUCCUGGGCCUUGCAGUUUUUCCUUUA